GUGAUGCAGGAAGAGAGCGCAAAUGCUAUGGAAUGUGAACCGCUGCCAGCAGAGACACUGCGACAAGUGACCAUUCACCGAGACCCUAUAUAUGGCUUUGGCUUCGUGGCCGGCAGUGAGAGGCCUGUGGUGGUGCGAUCUGUGAGGCCAGGAGGCCCCUCUGAGGACAAACUCCUGGCUGGUGACCAGAUUGUAGCUAUCAAUGAGGAAGAUGUGAGUGAAGCUCCCAGGGAGAGAUUCAUUGAACUCAUCAGGAGCGCUAAGGAAUUCAUCGUUCUUACAGUUCUGCACACUCAUCAGUCCCCCAAAUCUGCCUUCAUCAGUGCUGCAAAGAAGGCCAAGCUGAGAUCCAAUCCAGUGAAGGUCCGAUUUUCUGAGCAAGUGGCUGUUGGAGAAACAGAUGCAAAAAUGAUGAAGAAAGAAGCGCUUCUCCUCAUCCCCAAUGUCCUGAAAGUCUUCUUAGAAAAUGGGCAGAUCAAGUCAUUCACAUUCGAUGGCCGGACAACUGUUAAGGAUGUGAUCAUAACAUUGCAAGACCGUCUUUCCCUAAGGUACAUUGAGCACUUUGCUCUGGUUCUUGAGUAUGCAGGACCAGAACAGAACCACAAGUUUCUGCUUCUCCAGGAUAAGCAGCCUCUGGCUUAUGUGGUGCAGCGCACACACUAUCACGGAAUGAAAUGCCUCUUCCGAAUAAGUUUCUUUCCCAAAGAUCCAGUGGAAUUGCUGCGUCGGGACCCUGCUGCUUUUGAGUACCUGUACAUCCAGAGUCGGAAUGAUGUGAUUCGAGAACGCUUUGGAAUGGACCCCAAGCCGGAGAUGCUCUUAGGUCUUGCUGCCCUACACAUCUAUAUAACUGUGUCAGCCACUCGGCCUAGUCAGAAGAUAUCACUCAAGAAUGUGGAGAAGGAGUGGGGCCUGGAACCAUUUCUUCCCCCCUCCCUCCUGCAGGGAAUCAAAGAGAAGACCCUCCGAAAAUCUCUCUCUCAGCAGCUGAAGGCCCACCAAACACAUCCUUCCUGUGGCACCAAGGGCUCUGCAGUUCAGGCAAAGCUCCAGUACCUUCGAAUUCUGAAUGAACUUCCAACUUUCACGGGCGUUUUGUUCAACACUGUGGGCCUGGAUGAGAAGCAGUCAGCCACUACUCUCCUGGUGGGACCCCGUCACGGCAUCAGCCAUGUUAUUGACCUCAAAACCAACCUUACCACUGUGCUGUCCGAGUUCAGCAAGAUCAGCAAGAUCCAGCUGUUCCGGGAGAACCAGGGUGUGGCCCGGGUGGAGACCAGCAUCAUGGAUGCCAAGCCUCUGGUGCUGUUGAUGGAGUGGCCUGAAGCCACCAACUUUGCCUGUCUGAUUGCCGGGUACUGCCGCCUCCUCCUGGAUUCUAGGAAGAUGGUCUUCUCCAGGCCUGCCAGCCAACCUCUUCCACCUCCAAUGAUCAAGGCAGAUUACAUGCACAGCUCCCACCACCCUGUCGCUGGGGGCCACCUGGGGAAAAAGGAGAGUUGUUAUGUGGGCAGCGUGGGCACCAGCCCCAGGAAGUCGAGCAGCUGCACGCCCCCGCCUGCCGACUCUGAGCUUGUCAGCUUUUGCUACCUCCACAUGCGGGAGCAGAGGAAGGAGCAGGAAAGCCGGACAGAUGUCAAUGAGAACUUAAUCUUCUUUGAAGAGACCAGGCCCCGGACCAAGUCUGACCCCACGUCCAAAAGUUCUGGCCAGGGUUACGAUGUGGUCCCGGAUGACUUUGAUGCAGCCAGCCUUGAUCAUGAACCUUGUGCCAGCAGGGCCCGGUCCUUCACCCUGGACAAUUCCCUUGGGGCUGAAGCCCUGAAUUUCUACUGUGACUCAUGCAAGGCCAAACUCCAGGAGCAAGUGGGUCCUCGGAAAGGUGGGAGGCCUGCCUCCUCUCGUGACAACAUGGUGGACUUGAUGUCCCUGCCACCCCCUGGGAGGGAGGAAGAGGAGGAAGAGGAAGACCAGAGCACAUCUUUGCUGCCUGCUAUUGCAGCUCCACCUCCUGGCUUCCGAGACAACAGUUCUGAUGAAGAUGAUCCCAAGCGCCGAGCCGUCCAGAGCCAGGAACAAGGACGCCACCUGCGUGGGCUCCUGUACGAUGAAAUUCCAGUGACAUUGAUUGAUAGUGUGCAGACCCGGACAGUUCGAGAUCAUGCCCAGGAACUGGAUGACGCCCUGGUAUCCACUCUGCAGGCUCUAGAAGCCCUGGCAGCCUCAGAGGAUGGACCACACCCCCCACCCCCACAGACUGCAGGCUUGAUUGUGCUGGCCACAAUCACCCCGGAAUCAUCACUGGACUCGGGCCAUGAGACCAACUCUUCUGAGCUCACAGACAUGUCAGAGAUGAUGUCUGCCAUGAAGCAGCAUCAGAACACCACCUACUUCUUGGCCCAGCACCUCAACAAGGACAGCCUCCUGGCCUGCAAGGACUUACCAUUCCGGAUCCAGAGCUGCGCAGCCCAGGCUGUUCUCACAGCCCCUUACUCUCUUGGGCGCCCGGAUCCCAAUGCGUCCCUGCCACCAGCUGUGACAGGCCAGAGUCCAGGGCCCCCUGGCGCUCGGAGGAAGCUUCCUCAGCCGGAGGCCCAGGCCCAGCGGGAGAGAACCUAUGCUCUUGCCGUGCACCCGGCCCUGUCUCCACAGCUUAGUGAGCCGAAGAAUCUGAGCCUGCUGUCCCCGGUUCCUGAGGACAAAGGGCCUGGUCACACUAGACCUGGCCUGGAGAUGUCACUGAGGGCAGCCUCACCAUCCCUUGUUGAAGAGCAGGUCUCAGAGCUGAGGGAGAACCUGCCCAAGGAGGUCAGGCUGAGCCCCAAGCUUAUCCUGGAACCCAAAGGCAGUGUAACCCCAGCCAUCAUCUCGGCUGCCCUCCAGCAGGUGGUUCACACUAAAAGUCUCCCAGCCCCUAACAGUGCCAUGGGAAAUCCUCCCAGCAGUGGGGAGAGGAAGCUGGAGGCCAUCACAGGGAGGCCGGAGGUCAGCAUGGGGAGGCCAGAGGUUGGCAUAGGGAGGCCAGAAGCAAGUGGGAUGAACAGCAGUGCCAAUAAGAAUCUUAAGUUCAAAAUGAGCCCUGGUGCUCCAGAGCGCACUCGGAAUCCUCAGCAGCAGCUGAGCCCAGAAUUCUCUUCUGGCUCCAGGGCUGACAGCCGAGUGAAUAGCCUCCAAUUUUCACAAGAGGACAGGAUGCCCGCUCAGAGCUUCCCUUCCAAGAGCCAUGUCUCACGAGCAAGUCGAGAGUCUCUGGGCAAGCCAACUGCUGGAGAGGGAACCAGCAAGGGUGGACUGGAGGGUAUUAAGCCUGCCCUGCACAAGCAGGGCACCCCCUCCAGCCAGGGGGAGAAGGGACAGCUGGAGGGCACACCCCAAAGCAGCAAGGUCGAUGAGGCCAGCCUGGUCCCCAGAGCCAGCUACCCCAAAGCUCUGCAGAGCCCCAGCUGUCAGCCUCGAGGCCCCAGCCCCAGCAACCAGUCCCGAGGCCCCAGCCCUAGCUGCCAAGCUCGAGGCCAGAGCCCACUAAGGCCUCAGGUCACCAGCCGCCAGGUGAGCACCAUGCCCUCCAGGAAGCUUGAAACAACCCUGGAUGGAGCCCCAGCGACCUCCAAAGGCUCCACAAAGCCCAAGUCCUCCCGAGGGCCCUUCCGGCUUCGCAAUCUGUUCUCUGCCACCUUCCCAACCCGUCAGAAGAAGGAAACUGAUGAGAGGCAGGCACAGCUACAGAAGGUCAAGCAGUACGAGCUAGAGUUCCUGGAGGAACUGCUGAAGCCCCCAAGCCAAGGAGAGCUGCCGAGCACAGAGUACCUGCAGCCCCCAGCACCUGGCCGUUGCAGCUGCCAGCUCCGAAGCAGUCCGGUGCAGCAGGGGCCAGGCAUGUCCCGAGAGCAGAGGCGCAGCUGUGAUUGCAAGCGCAUCUGCCGCGGGGGCUGGCCACAGGCCCCCCAGACACCUGUGCCUGGUCCGUGGGGGAAGGAGAGGGACAGGGCCCCCCCAACCCAGAGGCAGCCCAAGGCUGGCCCAAGCUUGAGUCUCAUCAGUAGCCCUAGCAACGUCCAGCGCAUCCGCUCCACCAGCCUGGAAUCCCGAGAGUGCAGAUCAGACCCCGAGAGUGGGGUGUCAUGCCUCACCACGUGUGCCUCCGGGGGCGAGUGCCUGGGCACCACUGACUACCGGAAACUGAUGCGUCGCUUCAGCAUUAGUGAGCUCGAUCAGGGCAGCAAGGCCUUGCUGACCUCGGAUAUCUACCCGCGUCCACCGCUGGGCAUGCUGCCCCGGGAGGCCAAGGAGGUAGAGGCAAGCCUCCCCUUAGCCUUGGGUCCCAAGAACAAGUCUCUGGAGUCACCGGCCCUGGGAGACCCCUCAUAUGUCCAGGUGGCCCCUGAGACCAAAGGUCCCCGAACGAUGGCUGUGUUCACACUGCCUGAAGAAGUGUACCGGAAGCCCACCGACCUGGACGAGGAAAGCGAGAGCGGCAAGUGCUGCUCCAUCCGCUACUGCUUCUACUACCGCAAGUGUGACAUAACCGAUGACGCUAGUGAUGGCAAGGAUGAGCUCUCCUACUCCAUCCCCAUGAAGAUUCUGCCCGGCAUGAAGCUGGACGAGCAGGUGAUGCCUGUGAUGAGUAGGACCCUGCAGGUACUGGACGCUGCGGCCACCUGCAGCAGCAGCAACCCUGAGGCCGCACGCACCCAGGAGAUUGACCUCCGGGCCUCCACCUUUGAGGGCAGUCUGGCCAAGAUCAAUGCCCUGCGGGCCCAUGCCUACGGCCUGCCUGACGGCUUCCUGGCAGCCCGCCUGGACACCAAUGAGCUGCUGACCGUCUUGCGGCAGUGUGUGGCCAGCCCAGAGGCCCGAGCCCCUAAGCCCUAUGUCUCGCAGAUCUCUGAGUAUAAGCUCGAGCUGGCUCUGAAGUUCAAGGAGCUCCGAGCCUCCUGCCGCCGCGUGGCCAACGUGGACAAGAGUCCAACCCACAUGCUGGCGGCCAUCACGGGCAGCUUCCAGGUGCUGAGUAGCCUCAUCGAGACCUUCGUGCGGCUGGUGUUCAUUGUGCGCUCUGAGGCCCAACGCCAAGAGCUGCUGGCCAAGGUGGAAGAGGUGGUGAGGAACUAUACCUUCCUGCUGCGUGCAGCCGAGGAGUCGACUGCCCGCAACCUUAACCAGCAACAGCAGCAGCAGCAGCAGCAGGAGGAGGAGGUUGCGGCUGCAGCAGCUAUGGGGGUGACCACUGGGCACACACCAGGCUCCCCAACCUCGGCGACUGUUAUGAGCACAUUCACCCGCUCCUUAAAAACCCUCAUUAAGUAGGGCGUCUGCCCAGGUCUGCCCCCCUUCCCCCUCAACACGACCCCAGGUUUCAGCUUUAUGGUCUUUGCAUCUCGUGGUGAGUGUGUAUUGCUGUUGGGCCAGUCAGGGUCCAAGAGCCUCCAGCAUCCAGGGAGUUUCCAGUUUCCCUGGAUACAGGCUGCUCUGGGGUGGGAGGGAUUAGUGGGGCAUGAGGGAACUCCAGGCCUCUGCCACUCAGCAGAGCCUUCCUCCUCCUUUCCUUCUCCUCCUCUCUGGGUGUCACUGUGAGAGCUAGACCCUGUGUCACUACACACGCCCACUGAAGAGUUGGGUUUUCUCUCUUCUCCAGUGCUUCGAGGUGACAUCGGGCUACACUUCCUGCUCCACUUGGGGGACUGGGGCCUGAAACAGGCAGGCCUAUGUGUUUUCACCUCCUCCUGGCAUCUCUUCCCUCCAGGAAGCAGCUACCUAGCGGAGGUGAGAGGGCACUGAGCCCAGACACACCCCACACACCCACCCUGGGCUCACACUCACCUGGCAGUAGCCACCCCCCCAAAAGGGCUUGUGCCCAGGUGGUAAGUCUGUAGCAAAACAGCCACACUGGAGGGGUGCUGUCUGUGGCCAGCCCAACAGGCUGGCAGCCUUGGGAGCCCCUGCCCCCCACCCCCACCUCCACCCCGGGGGUCCAGUAGCUCCACACCAGCCAUCCCCAAAGCUCCCUGCCUCUGCCGAUAGGCAGGGGAGGCUCAGUCCACUAGUGAGCUCAUCUGGGAUCACUCCUCUUGUUUUGGGUAAGGUGAACACAUCUGCCCCGGGGAGACUCAGAGCCCACCUGCACAGCACAGCCCGGCUCAGUGCUGGAGCUAUGGCAGCAGGUAUGGGGCUCUUCUCUCAACUUCUCUCUACCAGAAGGACUGUCCUUAGGAGUUUGACUUAGCUACAGAUCAGGGGGUGUAGGGGUGGGGGGUGGGGGGAGGGGUGGGGGUGUUGACGACUAUAUCUUAAACUUCUGGAAGCUAGCGUGAUAUGUUAAUCCUGAGUAUAUGCUUUUUGGCUGUGUAUUGACCCUGUGGAUUUGUCUCUUUAAGAAAAGAAGCUGGGCGCCUUAUUAGGUGCAAUUCUGCACCUCUCUCUCUCUCUCUCUUUCUCUCUCUCUCUCUCUCUCUCUCUCUCUCCCCCUCCGGAAUCAUCUGGAAGGGAAUUCACACUGUUUAGCAUAUUCUCCUUGACACACAUUUGCUGCCACCAAUGUCGCCAAUCACCCCCACCCCACUCCCCUUACGAUGCCCCUUCCUCCACCCCCUUACCCACCUUGCCUGGGAGUGAAGACACGGAGUCCCUACCACUUGUUCCACAGUAGGGAAUAAAGAAAGCCAACGUUUCUUCUGUACAGAUUGCUUCUUGUCCGCCUCUCCACACCUCCCCUGAACCUUCCCAUGCCACUCCCACACCCAUGCCCUGUGCCUGCCUCUCUGUCAGCCUGGCGUGAGAGGCCCACAUAAAACCGCCCACUCUCGUGUGAGUUUUAUAAAAGAUGUACACUGUGCUUACCCCCUUCCACCCUCAGUACCUUCUAAGAGUAAUCAAGUCCCCUACCCCACCCUGAGUGGUGAUUUCCCUGGCAAGGAUUAGGGGAGCUGCUUCUACGGAACCCAGUGCCACCCCUUCCCUUGCCCCCCAACCCCCACCUCCCACAGGACCACGUUGUCUGAUGGACCUGAGAUGCAGCCAGUGGGGGACCUCCUCUCAACAGUCACUGCAAGCCUGAAUGCUGAUGUGAUUUCGCUCUCCUCCCAACUUCUUGAUCCUGCACCUUCACCACUCAGGGGACCCCCUUUCCCCCCCCACCCCGCCUAUGUCAUUCCACCACCAUCCCUCUCCUCUCCCUCAGCCUCAUGGAGAGGACCCAUUUUCUAAUGUCUGUAUAUAGUAUAUAUACUACAUAAAAUAUAUAAAUUAUAUAUAUAUAUAUACACACACACACUAAUGUAUGUCUUGUUUUUCAAACAAGAAUGAUUAAAUCUGUUCAUCUUA
Molecule: messenger RNA, 7323 nt
Organism: Erinaceus europaeus (western European hedgehog)
Lineage: Eukaryota; Metazoa; Chordata; Mammalia; Eulipotyphla; Erinaceidae
Gene: FRMPD3
Product: FERM and PDZ domain containing 3
Exons: 14
Coding region: 4-5310 (1768 amino acids)
Cellular component (GO): cytoskeleton
Molecular function (GO): protein binding
Source: RefSeq, a predicted model, not a curated record